Armigeres subalbatus is the source of this 1836-nucleotide messenger RNA. Its product is annotated as glutathione synthetase-like. The record is from RefSeq and is a predicted model, not a curated record. Gene Ontology annotation, cellular component: cytosol. Gene Ontology annotation, molecular function: glutathione synthase activity; ATP binding; glutathione binding. Gene Ontology annotation, biological process: glutathione biosynthetic process. The transcript has 6 exons. Lineage: Eukaryota; Metazoa; Arthropoda; Insecta; Diptera; Culicidae. Bases 225 to 1718 code for a protein of 497 amino acids.
AGUAUAUAUGCAGUGUCGACACGCAGACGACAACGUCGCUCGCUCGCUUUUGCUGUUUAUCUUAUCAAGUUUCAGUAUUUCGGUAGAAUUUAUUCGUAUAUGCUAUCGUCACUACCUACAGCCUUCUGCCGAAUCAGUUGAUAACGUGCCUGGUUAGACAGAAGCCACUACGCGCUAAACUUUCAAGUAUUUGGGGACACUUGCAGACUAACAAGGAAACCGAAAUGGCAGCAAAUGAUGCACCCGUAUUGCAAUCCUGUAUUCCACAUCCUAUUGAAGAAGGGCGCCUGCUGGAUGUAGUUGAGAAAGCCAAGGAUUGGGCCAUCAUGCACGGAGCUGCUAUGCGGUCCAAGACCAGUUUCAGCCCGGAUGCCCUUCAGCUUUCUAUUGCCCCGUUUAUCUUGACACCGAGUUCAUUCCCAAGAAAAGAAUUCGAAAAAGCCGUGGAGCUUCAAGUAACGCUUAACGAGCUGAUGCACUAUGUAGCGCACGAUGAAGAAUUUCUCAAGGAAACAUUGAAGAAUACAAUUAUGGUGGAUGCUUUUACAGGAUCUUUAUUCAAAAUUUAUGAAACCGUACUGAAGGAAGGAAUCGCUCAGCCGAUUUCGUUGGGACUUUUACGAUCCGAUUUGAUGCUGGAAACAAGGUGCGAGAACUCAUGCAAGGUCAGGUGCGCUCGGGCCAAGGCCUACUGCUGCUGGAAACAGGUGGAAAUUAAUUCCAUCGCCUCGGGCUUUGGUCAUUUGGGACCGGCGAGCAAAGCCAUUCAAAGCUACAUUCUAAAGGAGUUAGGCCAUGCUGAAAAGCUAGUUGAUCUUCCGGAAAACCGUGCACUAUCGGGGUUGUGCGAGGGCAUGGUCGAAGCAUGGAAGCUCCAGAGCAAUACCUCAGCGGUGAUCCUGUUCGUGAUUGAGGACAUUACGUACAACAUUUGCGAUCAACGAUUCCACGAAUUCUACAUCCGGGAAACAUAUCCCCAUAUUACAGUCAUUCGUCGCAAUCUAACUGAAAUCUACGAACAGGGAAAAUUGGGAUCCAACGGUGAACUGCUAAUCGGAGAUCUGGUGGUAACCGUCAUCUACUUCCGAGCAGGCUACGAACCGGGACAUUAUCAUGGACCGAACGAAUGGGCAGCUCGGUUACUGAUGGAGCGAUCCAAGGCCAUAAAGUGUCCUUCGAUUCAAUAUCAUCUGGCUGGAACCAAGAAAGUCCAGCAAGCGUUAGCAAAACCCGGAACUUUGCAACGAUUCAUCGCAGAUGAGUCGAAAAUAGAAAGCAUCAAGGAUAUCUUUACAGGAUUGUACUCGUUGGAUAAAGGUGAGGAAGGAGAGAAGGCCGUCAAGUUGGCUCUUUCCAAUCCAGAACGAUAUGUGUUGAAGCCGCAACGGGAGGGUGGGGGCAACAAUGUAUACGGCGCUGACAUUCCUGGGGCUUUGGAAAAAAUGAACGGUGAUGAACGAUCGGCCUGGAUUCUGAUGGAACGCAUUUUCCCACCACUGUCACGAGGUUACAUGGUUCGCCCGGGAGGAAAAAUGCCACCGGAAAUCGUGGAUUUGGUGUCGGAGCUGGGAAUCUUCGGUGCAAUCAUAGGAUCCAAGGAUAAAAUCCUGUACAAUAAGCAAGUAGGGCACAUGUUGAGAACUAAGUUGUCUAGUGCAAACGAGGGAGGAGUUGCUGCCGGCCUUGGAGCCUUAGACAGUCCAUACUUGAUUGAUUAGCAUCAAUAAAUAUAUUAACCACUUUUAUGCAUAUUUUCUUAUUCCAGAGCAUUUGGCGUAAUGCUGCAUUUCUGUUAAUGUAUUAUUAAUAAAAAGAUGGAUUUUAUAUAAUUUUUAA